Messenger RNA from Brachypodium distachyon (stiff brome), 1080 nucleotides. Its product is annotated as single-stranded DNA-binding protein, mitochondrial. NCBI's taxonomy places the organism in Eukaryota, Viridiplantae, Streptophyta, Magnoliopsida, Poales, Poaceae. The record is from RefSeq and is a predicted model, not a curated record. Gene Ontology annotation, biological process: positive regulation of helicase activity; mitochondrial DNA replication. The transcript has 8 exons. The coding region runs from base 161 to 778 and encodes 205 amino acids. Gene Ontology annotation, cellular component: mitochondrial nucleoid. Gene Ontology annotation, molecular function: single-stranded DNA binding.
CGUGGGACCGGCCCCCUGCAAGUGAUUGUAAAUUACCUCACCGAAGCUCCCCCCCGCUCCGUCGCUCGUCUCCUCCGCAAGCGCCGCCACCCCUCUCUCCCCAUCCCGCUGCCGGGCGCCGCAGCCCCCUACCUCGUCUUUCUCCACGGCAGAUUCACCCAUGGGUUCUGGUGGUACUGGAUUGAUGAAGGGCUUGAGGAGAUUCUUAGAGCAGCAAAGGAAAUCAGUUGAUUUAUGCAGAAAAUCGCGAGCUUGGAGCUCUACAGUUUCAUUUUCCGAUAUAGAUGACAAGAGUGACAUGGGUGAUGAUGGUGAUUAUAAUUCAAGGAGAGAGUUAGAACCACAAACUGUGGACCCCAAGAAGGGUUGGGGAUUCCGUGGCGUGCAUAGGGCUAUACUCUGUGGUAAAGUUGGACAAGUACCUGUGCAGAAAAUUUUACGUAAUGGGCGUACAAUAACUGUAUUUACCAUUGGAACUGGAGGCAUGUUUGACCAGAGGGUUGUUGAGUCAGCGGAUGUGCCAAAGCCAGCUCAGUGGCAUCGAAUAGCUGUUCAUAAUGAGCAGCUAGGUGCUUAUGCUGUUCAGAAGUUGGUGAAAAACUCUGCGGUAUAUAUUGAGGGUGAUAUCGAAACCAGGGUCUACAAUGACAGCAUUAAUGAUCAAGUAAAAAAUAUACCAGAGAUCUGUAUUCGACGUGAUGGCAAGAUUCGACUGGUUAAAUCUGGGGAGAGUGCUUCUAGCAUAUCACUAGAUGAACUACGAGAAGGAUUGUUCUAGUUACAGUGAACAAUGUCAGCACAAGCAGGUCAUAUAACUCAUAACGAGUGGUGGAAGGAACAAGGGAAUACUCAUGCAAGAUGCUGCUCUGUUUGAAGCCUUUCGAGCAUGAGAUGGAUAUUCACUGUCUCAACCUCACGAAAAACCCGUUAAAUUCGCCGGUGCGGGCAUGUAAAUGAUCCUUGCCUUGCCUAGCAGUGCGUGAUCUUCUUGAUUAACAAACAUCUUUGCACUCGUAUUUUGGUUGGUGGCCGUAUUUCUGUCGGGAAGAUCAGUGAUGAUGCGACGAUUCCACAGCAUAA